AUUCAUAGUGCUGCUGCAAGCCGAUUGGAUGUUUUAGUGGGGACAGGAAAGAAAGGUCCUGAUCUCGGAGGGUUCUUGAGAAUGUGAGAAGAUAAUCUUCAUCACACCCAGAGCCGUACAGCCCUUGUGACGAGACCUACUGAAGAAAGGUGAAACCAUGGCGAUGUCAGUUGUGACCACUCAGCCUGGAAUGGCUCUGCUUGCACCAGGUGUGAAGACUGAGAUGUGGACCAGCGGAAUCUGUGAUUGCUUUGAAGACAUGCAGACCUGUUGUCUAGGGUUCUGGUGUCCGUGCUGCCUGGCGUGUCAGGUGACCUCAGGCUUUGGAGAGAGUCACUGUCUCCCCCUGCUGGACUGUAUCAGUGGUGGAAUGAUCUCUCCCACAACUCUGGCCCUCAGGAGCAGCUUGAGGGAGAGGUACCGCAUACAGGGCAGUAUUGCUGACGACUGCUGCAUGAUCUUCUGGUGCUCCAGCUGCAGCUGGUGUCAGAUGGCCCGCGAGCUCAAGGCUCGUCGCACUGCAGUCCAGCAGACCACCACCACCACCACCUUCUUGCACCAUGCCAGUCCAGGUGUAAUGUACCCCCCUCAGCAACCCUACGGCAUGCAAGCUACACCUGGCGCUGAACAGUGCGUGCCUUUGCUGGCAUGACAUGCUCCAAGCUAUGAGGAAAGGGGAAGGUUCUAGUCAGUCAGUGGAGUUCUCCAGUAGUUUCAUAUUUGUAGUGUAUUUGUAGUGAACCCAAACAAAACUUUCCUUUCAAAUGAUGCUACACUGUAGGCCUAUGCUACGCUAUGACGAACUGUAAACACAAAUUGAAAUAAAAGCUUUCUUGACAUUAAAGCCUA
Hypomesus transpacificus is the source of this 849-nucleotide messenger RNA. Its product is annotated as cornifelin homolog B-like. Bases 158 to 652 code for a protein of 164 amino acids. Lineage: Eukaryota; Metazoa; Chordata; Actinopteri; Osmeriformes; Osmeridae. The transcript has 4 exons. The record is from RefSeq and is a predicted model, not a curated record.